Messenger RNA from Gilbertella persicaria, 1818 nucleotides. RefSeq lists its product as uncharacterized. The transcript is spliced from 6 exons. Gene Ontology annotation, cellular component: mitochondrion. Gene Ontology annotation, molecular function: NAD binding; malate dehydrogenase (decarboxylating) (NAD+) activity. Gene Ontology annotation, biological process: pyruvate metabolic process; malate metabolic process. The coding region runs from base 1 to 1818 and encodes 605 amino acids. NCBI's taxonomy places the organism in Eukaryota, Fungi, Mucoromycota, Mucoromycetes, Mucorales, Choanephoraceae. The record is from RefSeq and is a predicted model, not a curated record.
AUGUUGAGACAGGGACAAACUCUUUAUCGUCGUCAUUAUGGUCUUCCCGCUUCUGCUAUUGCUCUUGGCUCUGAUCCUAGAAGAGACAAGACAGUUCAGUUGACUCCUUUAAGAGGUGUCAACAUCAUUCAUGAUCCCUUACUUUCAAAAGGUACUGCAUUCAGUCUUGCAGAAAGAGAACGCCUCUCGAUCCGUGGUUUAGUGCCACCUCGUUGUCAAGAAAUGGACAAGCAACUGCUUCGUAUCAAGCGUAACUUGGAUGCUUUAGACACACCUCUCUCCAAAUUUGUGUUUUUGACUGCCCUUCAAGAUCGUAACGAGACAUUGUUCUAUAAGCUCUUAAUUACUUAUUUGGAUGAAUUGGCUAGCAUCAUCUAUACACCUACAGUGGGUGAAGCAUGUUUAUUGUCACAUUCCAUCUACCGUCGCUCUCGUGGUAUGUACUUUUCCUCUCAAGACAGAGGUACCAUGUCAGCCAUGGUUCAUAACUGGCCUCAUGAUGAAGUGGAUGUCAUUGUUGUUACUGAUGGUUCUCGUGUACUGGGUUUGGGUGAUUUGGGUGCUAACGGUAUGCAAAUUCCUAUUGGUAAACUCAGUUUGUAUGUUGCUGCUGGUGGUAUUCGUCCUCGUUCUGUUUUGCCUGUUGUCUUGGAUGUUGGUACAAAUAAUGAAAACUUAUUGAAUGAUCCCCUUUACCUCGGUAUGGGUCACCCAAGAUUAGACGGUGAAGAAUACUAUUCUUUUGUGGAUGAGUGGGUUACUGCUGUUCAAAGCAGAUGGCCAAAUGCUCUUAUUCAAUUUGAAGAUUUUAAAUAUCCUCAUGCUUACAAUUUAUUAAAUAAAUACAAGGACAAGAUUACUUGUUUCAACGAUGAUAUCCAGUCUACUUCUGCCAUCACACUUGCUGGUAUUCUUGCUUCCCUUAAGGCUCGUAAUCUUCCUCAAGAAGCACUUGCUCAAGAACGCAUUGUCUGCGUUGGGGCUGGUUCUGCUGGUGUCGGAGUUUGUGAAGGUAUUAUUGAUGCCAUGGUAGCUCAGGGCAAGGUCAAGUCUCGCGAAGAAGCUUAUUCCCGUAUCUACAUGCUGGACCAACAUGGUCUUCUCGGUAACCCUGCCAAGACAAGCAACGAUAUUCAAGCUAUUGUGGGUGGUCAAGAAAGAAUCACUAAACUAGACGAACGCCAACAAUGCUAUGUCAAGGCUGAUUUACCUGACCGUCUCAGUUUAGAACAAGUGAUUGAACGCGUGAAACCUACUGUCAUCUUGGGCUUGACAGGUGUCCCCGGUGUCUUUUCAGAAAAGGCUAUUCGUACCAUGGCCAAAUAUCAAGAAAAGCCCAUUGUCUUCCCCUUGAGUAAUCCCGAUACACGUGCUGAAUGUACAGCUGAACAAGCUUUCAAAUGGACCGAUGGUCGUGCUAUCUUUGCUUCAGGCAGUCCCUUUACAGAUGUUCAGUUGCCCAAUGGCCGUCUUGGCCGCACAAACCAAUGUAACAACUCUUACAGUUUCCCUGGUCUUGGUCUUGGUAUCACUGUCUCAAGAGCAAGCCGUGUCACACCUAACAUGUUCUUGGAAACCGCAAAGACUAUUGCUGAUAUGGCCAGUCCUCAACAGUUGAAGGAAGGUAUUCUCUUCCCUGGUGUGUGUCAAUUGCGUGAAGUUGCUUUGGCUGUAGGUACGCGUGUUUGUGAAGUUGCCUUUGAAGAAGGUGUGGCUACUGCUGUCUUGAAGGAAGGCGAAACAUUGAAUGAAGUUGUUGAAAACUCCAUGUUUAUUCCUGAUUACGUUCCUUUAGUCCAUUCCCCUCAUGUUCAUUAA